Molecule: messenger RNA, 627 nt
Organism: Colletotrichum aenigma
Lineage: Eukaryota; Fungi; Ascomycota; Sordariomycetes; Glomerellales; Glomerellaceae
Exons: 5
Coding region: 1-627 (208 amino acids)
Source: RefSeq, a predicted model, not a curated record
AUGUCCUGUCCUAGCCGCUCGACGCCCGAGUGGGUCCCCUCUCCAAAGGUCUUGUCCUCAAGACCCAACAUAAGUAGGUCGUUGGUCCCAGAAAAUCCUGCGAUUUCUACUCUUCGUCGUUAUCGUCGUUCCUUUAACAUUGCGGAGAACGGGUUCGAAGUCAUGCCUUGUCGUCGCUGUCGGUCCAAGGGGUUGCGCUGUAAAAUGCUGCCUGGUUCCUUGGUUUGCGGGGAGUGUGUCGCCGUGGGUGGCACUCGUCGCUCGUGCAAUGCUUCCGACGAUGCGAUCUGUCAAUCUAAUUCAUGUGUAGUGGAACGUUUGAUGGUUGAGUCUCGGCGUUUGGACGAUGAGGAGGAAGAAACCGAGGAACUGUUUCGAAAGAGAAUGGAGGUGCUGCAGAAGGCGCAGGCUGAAGUGAAUGAGGCGCUUGCGAAACUGGAUCGUGUCCGCAAGGCUAAGCGGAUGGUGUUCAAAAAGGGCCGCAAGGAGACUUUGGUGGUGGCUGAAGAGGAGUCUUCCUUGGUCCUUGAGGCGCGGUCGGUGGGCGCUUUUGGUGCGAUAGACCUGGAUACCGUUCUUGGCGAUUGGAAUCCGGGCACUCCAAACUUUUUAUCGGAGGCGCCUUAG